AUACAAUCUGCUAAAUUUCUCUCGAUAGUACUAAAACAAGAAUCCUAUUCUGUCAAAUGUAUAAACAAUACUUUUAUUUGUUGUUUUAAAUAAAAUUAUAUUUUCUAAUAAAAAACGAAAUUUAAAAGAAGACAUGUCUGGGGUAGUGCUCGAAUUUAAUCGAUGUUUUCUGUGUCGCAAAAAGAAUACCAGUGAUAAGUUCCAGAAGAGCAUAAAUGUUACCCAGUGCCCGGCCUCCAAGAAAAGUAUUCGAACAGUCCUUUUGCAUUUGGCCCGUUUGGGUAAAUUUGAAUUGCAUCUGUCUAGUGGAGAAUGGCUGUGCCGCAAGUGCUACAUUCAAAUAGCAGAUUAUGACUCCAACCUAGUCAACGUAACUCGCAAGCAAAGGAACCUUUCAAUGCUGGUGGAAAAAGCUGCCACCAGCUUUGAAAGCGACAUCGAAGAAGAAUGCCUUCAAGAAAUGUCUAGCAUGGCUGAAUUAAAUGAUGAUAAUUUCUUCGAAGAUGCAAAUGUAAGUGAUCAUGAAAUAUCUGAAACAAUAUUUGAUGUAAUCGGUGGUGACAGUUCCCGCAAAAAAAAGCAAGAUAAUGAUCAACAGCUCGUAAUUCAGUCGGUCCAGUCUGAAUAUCAGCAUCGCCCCAUCCCAUUAUCUGAACAAAUCCAAUGUAAUUUAUGUGCAAUGCGCUUUAGAAAUAGAGCACGUCUUCAGAGACAUGUGGUACAGGCUCACAAGAAAUUCAGUUGUAAUGUUUGUUCGUUUAGUCAUCGCAACGAGGACUAUGUGAUGUUACAUAUGAAUAUUCAUGAAGGUAAAAAUGAAAAUCAGUGCAGAUUUUGCAACAAAGAGUUCACAACCAAAAUCAGCACUAUACGUCACAUGGAAGUGCAUUUGGAUACGAAAAAGUAUCAAUGUGACAAAUGCGGUUUAUGUUUCUCGCAAACGACUGUCCUCUACAACCAUAAGCUUCAACAUGAGGCCGAAGAGAAGCCCUUACGUUGCGAAAUAUGUAAUCAAAUAUUCAAGACGAAAAGAACUUUCCGCCAUCAUAUGGUCACCCAUAGAGCAGAUCGUCCCCGUUACAGUUGUGAGUUUUGCUUUAAAACCUUUACCGAGAAAUACACGUUAAAGGUACAUAAGAGAACUCACCCAGAGGCCGGAAUCACAGCAGCACCUACAGGUUUUCAAUAUCAGCAGCAACAACAGCAUGAACAUCAGUAUCAAGUUGAGUCGGAACAACAUCAGUCAUUUAAUCAGAAUCAAGUUGAUUACCUUCAAACGACAAAUAUGCAGCCUACCAAUUCUCAAACAACUUCAGCCGCAACAGCAAUUCCAAAAUUUAGUUGCAUUAUCUGCGAUCAACCAUUUACUACAAAGGAUCACCUCAACAAGCAUAUGGAAAAAGAACAUGACGUAAUAUUGAAGUCAUUAACUAUAGCGAACUUUUCGCAAUUCGAAGUUGUAACGAAUGAGCCACGAAAACCUUGUCAUAUUUGUGGUCAAAUAUUUAGUGCCCAACAUAACUUAGAAUAUCAUCUGGAGAACGUCCAUGGUGUAUCAUUUAAAUAAAUUUGAUCUUCAUCUUUUCUUUAAACAAUUUUACAUCAGAAAUUUAUAGAUUUGAUUAACUUUUAGUAUAUUUAAAAUGUUUUAAUAUUUAAAUAGCUAUUUAGCG
This is a messenger RNA of Lucilia sericata (common green bottle fly), 1673 nucleotides long. RefSeq names its product serendipity locus protein delta-like. The coding region runs from base 134 to 1567 and encodes 477 amino acids. The record is from RefSeq and is a predicted model, not a curated record. NCBI's taxonomy places the organism in Eukaryota, Metazoa, Arthropoda, Insecta, Diptera, Calliphoridae. The transcript has a single exon.